GAGUCAGUAAUGAAACCCGAGAAAAGUGUGGAGGACAACGAAACCUCGACAAGACUGAGAGGAAGCAGAGAAAGGAAAAGGUUUAAUUCCGCUUCUCACCGCCUCAAGAACCGAGAACAACUCGCAGCUGCGACAUUUUUAAUCCCUCAUAUUUACUCCCAGUGAGCAUCUGAACAGAAGCGUUUCCCCUCCCUGAAAACACCAACAUCUCAAAGCAGCAGCGAUGGCGCCCUCUCUCCUCCAGGCCUACAGGAGGCGCUGGUGGAUGGCAGUGACGGCGGUGAUUGAAAACCUGCUGUGUUCGGCGGUGCUGCUUGGCUGGGGCUCGCUGCUCAUCAUGCUGAAGAGGGAGGGCUUCUACUCCCAUCUGUGUUCAGCAAAUGAGUCCGUGGUCGUGUCUUUGGGAAACACCUCUGACAGCGAGGUGGAAGAGUGGCUCAGCUGCGUGGACCAGGAGGAGAUGCUGAACCUCGGCUUCACCAUCGGCUCGUUCCUGCUCAGCGCCACCACCCUGCCUCUCGGCAUCCUGAUGGACAAGUUUGGGCCGCGCCCGCUGCGCCUGGUUGGCAGUUCGUGUUUCGGCCUGUCUUGUGUUAUGAUGGCCGUGUCUGCCUACGACCCUCAUGUUCUGUCAGCGCUCAUCUUCUUGGCUCUCUCCCUGAACGGAUUUGGAGGCAUCUGCCUGACCUUCACCUCCCUCACGCUCCCCAACAUGUUCGGCGCUCUGAGCUCCACCGUCAUGUCUCUGAUGAUCGGCUCCUACGCCUCCUCUGCUGUCACCUUCCCCGGAGUCAAGCUGAUCUACGAUGCAGGCGUGUCCUUCCAGGUGAUCAUGUGGAUGUGGGCGGGUCUCGCCGGGUUUGUCUUUUUCAACUGUUUCCUCAACUGGCCCACAGAAGGCUUCCCGACGCCUGACGAGGUCGACUACAGUAAGAUCCUCAAACUGCUGGAGCUGCCGGCAUCAGAGCAGAAGAGUGCUGAAGAGAGACUGAACCAAAAGAAUGGGGACAUCCAGCACUCCACAGAGAAACUCCCUAACGGACCAGAUGCUGCACCCAACAAUAUCCCUUUCCGGCGCUCUGUGUUCUCUCCCAUCUUCCUGUGGAGCCUGGUUACCAUGGGGAUGUCCCAGCUGAGGAUCAUCUUCUUCAUGGGGGCGAUGAACAAGAUGCUGGAGUUCAUGGUCACACACGGGGAAACGCAUCCCUCUGAGGAGCUGCUGAUCGAGGCAGAACAGAAAGUGAGUUUCUACUCGUCCAUCUUCGGCACGCUGCAGCUGCUGUGUCUGGUCACAUGUCCUCUGAUCGGAUACAUCAUGGACUGGAAGAUGAAGGAGUGUGAAGAGGAGAAGAUCAUCCCGGGCACAGAGCAGAAAAAGACCAGUGGGCCGACGAGGGACAGCAAGAUCCAGAAAGUGACCAACGCCAUGAGAGCCUUCAUUCUCACCAACAUGCUGCUGCUCGCAUUCGGAUGCUGCUGCCUCAUAGACAGCCUGCCUCUGCAGAUCCUGACCUUCAUCCUCCACACGAUGGUCCGAGGCUUCAUCCACUCGUGCUGCGGAGGCCUUUAUGCUGCCGUCUACCCGUCCAACCACUUCGGCACCCUGACAGGCCUCCAGUCCAUGAUCAGCGCCGUGAUCGCUCUGCUGCAGCAGCCGCUCUUCAUCGCCAUGGUCGGACCGCUGCAAGGAGACCCCUACUGGAUCAACCUCGGCCUGCUGAUCCUCUCACUGGCUGGCUUCCUGUUGCCAGGUUACCUGUUCUACCACCGCAAACAACUCAUUAGGGAAAAGGCGGACAGAGACAAGCGGGCUGCCGGACAGGAGCUGCAGGCACUGAACCACAGCGAGGCCAACGGCCACAAACCUCACAGCAACGGCCUCGCCGCCGUGGAGGCUUAGAGUGACGCGAUAGAGACGAGGUUCGGGUGGGGAAAUGUAGGAUUUAUUUUUGUACAUGCCUUCAAAAUGAGCACCAGCAAUCUACUCAUCCAAAAUGUGUUUUGUUAAGUUCACAGCUUUUUUGUUUGUUUGUUUCUUUCAUUUUUUGGUCAUUGCUGGAGCACAUUUUUCUCACCACAGAUUAGUGAAUCACAGAGCAGGUAGACUCCCUGUAGCUUGUCACGACUCAGAGGUUGACUGUAAGUUCCUUGUGAUUUCAGGAGGAAGCAAGUGUCAUCAUCAUUUGUUACUGUUUAUUUAUUUUGGCUUGAGUCAAAGAGCCAAAUUAGUGUGAUUUAAAGCCAUAGAUUUCACUCACAAGCACAUGCAAAGACACAUGCACACACGUCCUGGUAUGGCCUGUGUGGCAGACUGAGGAUAUCACGGUACUUGAAAUACUGUUAUAUAUAGUUUUCAAAGAUAAUCACAAUCCUUGCUAACACCAAAGAACAGCUUAACGAUAAUAGGAAAGACACACUUUCUACUUCAGUAUUUUUUCAGUAGUAUAAUUGUGCCACGCCUACUGUACUCCCUUCAACAAAAGCUAUGAAUAUGAAUCUAUAAGACACUAUUAAAAUUAAGCAAGCUAUCAAAUAAAAUAUGAAGCAUUUGAGCAUCUCAGUACCAGAUUUCUGGUACGUAUAAAGCUUUUAGGGCAUUUUUCAGAGCCCAGUUCACGAACAUAAGGCUGGUUGUAGAGACACCAAAUCUACCUCCACUGUUACCUUUUUUUGUACUGUCUCUCUGCAACCGACUCCUCCAUCUGUCCAUUUCUUUUUAUACAUUAAUAAAUAUUAAACCUUUGAUUGUAAAAUAACCAUCACAUUUAAUCAGUACAGAAUGACUCCUUGUGCAUUCAUGUUUUUUUUAGAGGCAUAGGUGAGUCAGGCCUUGCAUAUCCGGAUUUUUUUAUGUGUAGGAAAAAAAACAUUUUUAGGGAAAUUUCACAAGGAAAACUAUGACUGACUUUUAAAAUUGUGACACACAGUGUGUGCCAAUUUUAUUAAACACUUAAAUACUGUUUUAUGCACAGAAAUGAACUAGUGUGUGUAUAAACUGUGUAUUUAAGUGUCUUGUUUUUAUACUUUAGCGGCAGUAGCAUUAAAAAGGGAAGCGUUUGUUUCAGUAUCUGCAGAUGUUAUUUUGUAGUGUGCAAAAUUAUAAAUGAAGCUCAGAUGAUUUACUGUGUAUUCUGCUUUUGCCCUUUUUGCUGUUUUUUUAGUGAUGUUUUGAUUUUGGAGUAAACAAACCUCCAUCAAAAUGUUUUAUUGUAAAUAAAGCGUGUCUCGUAUUUUAUGACAUUCUGCUUGCUUUACCACAUAUGGGUGUGUGCAGUAUAAGACAGUGUAUUACGGAGAUUUUGGCUGUGGUUUAAACUUUUUUUGUGUGUUUUCUGCUUUAAGAAGAUUCCUUUUGUUUCAGCCAGCUGCAGAUCAAUGUAGACACAAUGUACAUUCAUCCAAAGUGACAACAAAAUGUGUCUAUUCUGCACACAUGAAAUGAACUGUAAAUGUAUAAUUUUUUAUUUUUUUGACUCAAUCCACAUCAGUUUCAGCCAAACUUUCCUUGCUUGACUGUUGCAUUUCCUUCCAUUUCCUCUUUGCUCACCUGCGCUGAAGGAGACAGCUUUAUUUCAACUCUGUGCCUUUUUGCUGCUGUUUGAACUGUAUUGCAAUAGACAUGAAUGUUAAGAUCAAUGCCUCUGCCAAAUGUCUUUCUCUGUAAACCAAAGCCAUGUGUAGGGACUGUAAGGUAGUCGAUAGUACUGCACCUUUCCUCAGGAGAAUGUACAGGAAAGCCUGACGACGCAAUGUUGUCCUGCCUUGAAUACCAGUUUGCUAUUGUUGACAGUCACAGGUGUUGAUUAAGCUUGAAGGUCAUUUCUGAGGCUGUACUUUGUGUUGUUUAGUGUAAGUACUCCAUUUCAAUCAGUGUGUCAUAAUGUUUGAAAAACCACUCGACCAGCAAUCAAAGCAGCAACUAUCAGACCUCUGUAGGUGGUUGUUAGACCUCUGUGAAAGUUGACAGAUACUGCCAUAUGAUUCAAAUUAAUGUGACUCCCAUGUGCUUAUGCCUUUGUGAUUGGCAUUUAGAAUAGCUGCUGCUUGAAUUGCUAUGAAUCAAGUUUAAUCAACACCUCUGAUGGUCUCUACGACAAAAUAGAACAUGCUUUGCUUUAUCUGUAUUUUAAGAUGAUCACCCACAGUGGCUUAUUAACUCUUCUCUGGGGUUGAAGUGUCCGUAUGUCCUGCUAAAUGUACACCUUCCUUUUCCUGCCUUUAAUCAGUAUAUCAAGCUUGUGCAUUUGAUAAACAAAUAAAUGUAUGAAUAUAAAUAUUUUGUCCCAGUGCCAUUCACUUAAAUGGUUCAUGCACCUUAUCAAACCAAGUAGUCCUAUGAGAGGUCUUAAAGGACGCACAAGCAAAGAUAAUAAUCAAAGUUUAUUUGAUUUUGGCAUUCUGGUCAAAAGAUCUCACAACAAAAUAAAAGAGGGACAUACAUACAGUGCCUGCUCAGUCAUUCGUAACACCACACAGCCCAUCAGCGGCCUUUUACACUGUUCUGUAACAUCUCUUACCACAAUCACUCACGCAUGCACACAUAAAUCAUACAACCAUUUGCAUUAUUUUAUUCAUCCCCUCUCUCAUCAAACAUACUCCCUAUAAUACAAUUAUCUGUAAAAUACACACAUGCAUCCUC
Messenger RNA from Acanthopagrus latus (yellowfin seabream), 4639 nucleotides. It is a transcript of the gene slc43a1a, whose product is annotated as solute carrier family 43 member 1a. Lineage: Eukaryota; Metazoa; Chordata; Actinopteri; Spariformes; Sparidae. The record is from RefSeq and is a predicted model, not a curated record. Gene Ontology annotation, biological process: neutral amino acid transport; transmembrane transport. The transcript has 15 exons. The coding region runs from base 224 to 1900 and encodes 558 amino acids. Gene Ontology annotation, molecular function: neutral L-amino acid transmembrane transporter activity; L-amino acid transmembrane transporter activity.